UUAAUUUAAUAUGAUAGAUAGCUUCAAUUAUUUGCUUAAAGUAAUUGUCAUAGGCGAUUCGGGAGUAGGUAAGACCAAUCUAUUGUUAAGAUUUGUUAAUCAUACAUUUUAGGAUGAUUUAAAAUCUACAAUUGGAGUUUAGUUUUUCACUAAAGUAGUUUCUAUGAAAAAUGAACAUAUCAAACUAUAGUUAUGGGAUACUGCAGGAUAAGAGAGAUAUAGAUCAAUUAGCACUACUUAUUAUAAAGGCUCUCAUGGAGUGAUUAUUUGCUUUGAUCUUACUCAUUAAGACUCACUCGAUAAUGUAGUUAAGUGGUAUGAAGAAGUAAAAUAAUAAGCUGAUUUAAAUGUCAAAAUAAUUCUAAUCGGAAAUAAAUUGGAUUUAAGUCAGCAAAGAGUUGUUGGGAGUGAUACUGCUUAAUAAGUAGCAAAAUAAAUUGGUGCUGGAUAUAUUGAAACUUCUGCAUUAACUUCUUAAAAUGUAGAAAAAGCAUUUGAACUAUUAAUUUAAGGUUUUUGUUUAAUAAUCCUAAUGUAGAAAUCUAUAUGUAGCUAAAACAACUCAAAUAAGACUAACAGAGUCAUAAAAUUACAACUGAUAAUUCUAUUGUUUUAACUAACAAAAAAGAAACAAGCUCUUCUCAAAAAAGAAAUACUCAAUGUUGUUGA
Molecule: messenger RNA, 669 nt
Organism: Paramecium sonneborni
Lineage: Eukaryota; Ciliophora; Oligohymenophorea; Peniculida; Parameciidae
Source: the annotation of a GenBank genome assembly